Molecule: messenger RNA, 894 nt
Organism: Coffea eugenioides
Lineage: Eukaryota; Viridiplantae; Streptophyta; Magnoliopsida; Gentianales; Rubiaceae
Source: RefSeq, a predicted model, not a curated record
GACUGGCUUUUCAGCCAAACAGUCGACUACGUGGCUUUUCGGCCACUUCAUUUCCACUACCAAAUACUAGUAAUUGCAACAAGUUUCUGGUUCUAUGAAAACAAAUCCGGCAUGAACGCUAAUUGGAGCUUUUAAGAGGAUACAUUUGAAAUUCCAACCAACCUGCUAUGCCACGUACGACUAAUAGAGCUGUUACCCUUCUUGUCGAUGCGAUCUGCAAUAAUAAUUUGACAGCCUCAACAGCUAACUCAUCUCCAAAACCAAGAAAUUGACAAAAACUUCAUAUAUACAAGGAGUCACUUAAAGCAAAUUGUAAACAGUUCAAUGAGUUCCUCGGUAUUUCCUAUUUUGAUUCAAAAUGACUCGGGUGGAAGGAAAGAGGAACCAUUAAGGAGAACCUAGAGCAUAAACCUAUUCGUGCAAUCAGGAGAAGCAGAUCGCAUGAUCAGCAACUGGCUCAUGCAUUUUGACGUCUCCUAUCUUUCCUUCAGAGCUUCCAGUUGUCGAAGGGCCUAUUGGACAGGGUCAUCUAGGUUUAAUCUGGAAAACUCUGUUGUACCAAAUGGAAUGAAGGGUCAUAUGGAAGAGAUCAUACUUCACAGGCUUUGCAUGCCAGAGAAAAUGUUGCUGAACCUUUCUCACCCCAGAUUGCAUUUCAAGAUACUUUGCCUCAGGUAUGGACAGAGAAUUUCUUUCAAGUUAGGUAUGUCUUUUUCUGCAAGGAUUACUGAAAACGCACUCCAGUUUAGGACUUCAAAGAAUGGUGGUACAAAAUUAUCAGAUAUAAUCACUGGAACACACUCGUAAAAUAUGGCUUCAACCACCCUUGGGCUGUUGACUUCAUAGCCCCUGGGACAGAUACAAUACUUGCUGCUUUUCAUGUGCUGGAUGUAG